Messenger RNA from Hypanus sabinus (Atlantic stingray), 5241 nucleotides. Its product is annotated as CCR4-NOT transcription complex subunit 6-like. Gene Ontology annotation, cellular component: cytoplasm; nucleus; CCR4-NOT complex. The coding region runs from base 150 to 1826 and encodes 558 amino acids. Gene Ontology annotation, biological process: nuclear-transcribed mRNA poly(A) tail shortening. Gene Ontology annotation, molecular function: poly(A)-specific ribonuclease activity; protein binding. Lineage: Eukaryota; Metazoa; Chordata; Chondrichthyes; Myliobatiformes; Dasyatidae. The transcript is spliced from 12 exons. The record is from RefSeq and is a predicted model, not a curated record.
UCGCUGCUGGGUUUAUAGGCGAAAGCAAGAAAGCUCUAGAACUUUUGUUAUGUGUUCGCAGGUACAAAAAAUGUUUCUUCUUUACUUCCAACAUAUUGGAUUACGGUUUCAUUAGUUCCCUGCUUUGCUUAAUUAAAAGUGUAACCGGAAUGCCCAAGGAAAAAUAUGAUCCGCCUGAUCCGCGGAGAAUGUAUACAAUUAUGUCUUCAGAAGAAGCUGCAAAUGGAAAGAAAUCAUACUGGGCAGAGUUGGAGAUUAGUGGGAGAGUUAGAAGUUUGAGUUCAUCCUUGUGGUCACUAACACACUUGACUGCCUUGCAUCUUGGUGACAAUUCCCUUUCACGUAUUCCUCCUGAUAUCGCCAAACUGCAUAACCUGGUUUACUUGGACCUAUCUUGUAACAAAAUACGGAGUUUACCAUCAGAGCUUGGAAAUAUCGUCUCACUCAGGGAGCUGCUGUUGAACAAUAACCUGUUACGGGUUCUACCAUUUGAGCUUGGAAAAUUGUUUCAAUUACAGACCCUGGGUUUGAAAGGCAACCCUCUGGCACAAGAAAUCCUUAGCCUCCAUCAGGAACCAGAUGGGACACGCAGGCUGCUGAACUACCUACUUGAUAAUUUGUCAGGUACUUCGAAAAGAAUUCAGCCAGACCAGCCGCCACCUCGAUCAUGGAUUGUCUUACAAGAACCAGAGCGGACACGCCCCUCAGCUUUAUUCUCAGUCAUGUGCUACAACGUACUAUGUGACAAAUAUGCCACAAAACAACUGUAUGGAUACUGUCCAUCGUGGGCGUUGAACUGGGAAUAUAGGAAAAAAUCUAUUAUGCAAGAGAUUUUGAAUUGCAAUGCAGAUAUCAUCAGUCUUCAGGAAGUUGAGACUGAACAGUACUUCGCCUUUUUCCUGGUUGAGCUUAAAGUGCACGGCUAUGAUGGUUUCUUUAGUCCUAAAUCUAGAGCUAGGACAAUGUCAGAAUCCGAUCGAAAGCAUGUAGAUGGUUGUGCAAUAUUCUAUAAAACUGAAAAAUUUAGUCUGAUUCAGAACCAUACAGUCGAAUUCAACCAGCUGGCCAUGGCAAACUCUGAUGGCUCAGAAGCUAUGUUGAACAGAGUUAUGACAAAAGACAAUAUUGGUGUUGCUGUACUCUUGGAAUUGCAGAAGGAUUCUUUUGAGCUAUCCCCUGGGAAGUCGUUUCAUGGAAUGGAAAAACAGCUCAUUCUUGUUGCAAAUGCACAUAUGCAUUGGGAUCCUGAGUAUUCUGAUGUAAAGCUGAUACAAACCAUGAUGUUCCUAUCUGAAGUGAAAAAUAUAAUUGAAAAGGUUUCUCGAACACUCAGACCAGGUGCCGUCUCAGGAGAUCAUAAUGUCAUUCCACUUGUACUUUGUGCAGAUCUCAAUUCACUGCCAGAUUCGGGUGUUGUGGAGUACUUGACCACUGGAGGAGUUGAUACAAACCAUAAGGAUUUCAAGGAGCUAAGAUAUAGUGACUGUCUAAUGAAAUUCAGUAAUAUUGGAAAAAAUGGGACUCCAACUGCAAGGAUCACUCAUGGCUUUAACCUGAAGAGUGCCUAUGAGAAUGGUCUGAUGCCUUAUACAAACUACACCUUUGAUUUCAAAGGUAUUAUUGAUUACAUCUUCUACUCGAAGCCUCAUAUUAACAUACUGGGUGUUCUUGGACCUUUGGAUCCUAAUUGGCUGAUUGAAAACAGUAUAACUGGCUGCCCACAUCCACACAUCCCAUCAGACCAUUUCUCACUUUUUGCACAACUAGAGCUUUUACUGCCUUUUGUGUCGCCAGUAAAUGGUAUCCAUCUGCCAGGCAGAAGGUAGUUGUGUGUGUACUCUGGAGGGAAGCCUCUUAAUCUUGUAAAAUUGUAAAAUCAAAGUACUGAGGAGUGAAGUAUGGCCAAUAGGAUUGUUGUCAAAAUUAUGUUCUUAAUCAGUUUUAAAUUUGUUUCUUGGAUAGCUUGUCUAAAUAAUAAACAAUAGUAGUCUGGUGCUAUUUACAGAUAAAUGAAAUUGAGCCCUAUUUCCUAUUUUGUAUGCUAUAGACAUGCUGAAAAUGGGUUUCUUCACAAAACCUGUUCUGCUUUAUGCUUCUGCAUUUUUUUAGUGGAAAAUUAAGCAAAGUCUCAGUCUCUACGCAAGAUUAAACAGAUGAUUCCUUUUAGAGUCAGAGUGGUGGUUGGGAUGGUGUGAUGGUUAGGGGAGGAGGUGAAAUUCACUGUUUAUUGUAUAGAAAUGUUCACAGAACAGGAACUCAUUUCAAACUUCAACAGUGCACUUUGCAAUACAAUUAAUUAUACAUUUCAAGUUAAGGUGGCAAUGUAUGGUUUUCUCUAACACGAAGGGAAGUCUUUAAGUAGCUGGAGUGUAUUGGAAUGCGGUAUGAAUGAAAAUCUGAGGGAAUUAUAAUUGGACCAAGAACAUUUAAAAGUAUUUUCAAUAAUUGGCAUAUCAAAGAUGAAUCAAUAUACUCCAUAUUCUUCCUGAAUACAUUUUAAAUUUAGGCAGUGCAUUAGAUGGGUUUUAAAAUAUUGGCAAUUUCCCAUCCCACUUCUUUGUUAAGAAAUACAGUUCUGCCUUUUUCCAGUAGUCUUCAAUUCUUCCUUUCAAUAGAAAUGAGAAUACUUCAAGCCAAAGUUAAACAAAUACUAGGUUUCCAAGAAGCAUCCUUGAAAGCAUUAUCAAAGUUUGGCAGUUCUGUGUAGUCUUACCCUACCUUUCUGCAUGUCCAUUGAAAGCAAAAUAUACAAGUGCAAAUGAAUUGUGAGGUUUUUUAAAAAUUGCCUACUUGACAAAAAUAAUUUGCUAAAGUGGAACCAACUGUGUAUUGUUGCACAAAAAAAUCUGUAUAGCACUACUUUUCAGGCCAGUAGUAGCCAUUGAGGACCUUUAUUUCCAUACUUCACUCCACACUUUUGAGAAGUGUUUGUAUAAAUUUGAAUUUGAAGUUAGCCUUUAAUGAUUGUAUAUGAACCAUAGAAGACCUGAUUUAAGGUGUUUUGUACUAAAAAGAUUUAAAACAGAUUUGGAAAAAAAUGAUUGUAUUGUAAACUAAGGCUAAAUUUUUAUCUGUUUCAUGCUUUAAAAACAUUUGUAAAAAAAAAGAAGUUGCAACAGGUUUCCUCUGCUAUUAUUUGCACUGUUCUGGGUUUGUAACUCAUGUACUACUUUUACAGUUGAGGACACAGUUAAUUUAAAUUCAAGAAUUUCACUCCUCAGGAUUUGGUAUCAGCAUUUGAACCUUAUGAUCUUUGAACUACCCAACUUCCUCUAAUUUUUUUUACAUGAUGUGCCUCAUCAACUUUUUUAUUUUUUGAGGGGAUUUUUGGAACCAGCACUGCCUGUGCACGCGGAGAAAUCCUGAGCAUCUUCUUUGAGAUUUUUUUAAAAAAAUAAAAACUGUUAAAGAUUUGUGAGAUUUUAUGAAGACACUUUUGUAUAAGCUCUGUGGCAUUUUUUUCUUGUGGAGCAAUGAACACCACACAUGUUGAUCAGGUUGGGUACAGAGUAACUUUAACCCUUUGUAUCCUAGCACUGCUUCUGUCUCUUUGCACAGUGCUACUUUUCACCAAGGAAAGCUGCAUCAUUUGAGACCAUACACAGUCAAUGCUGUGUGCUUUGAUCUUAUAAAGAAGUAGCAUUCCUUGGUAGGAAUUUUAAUGUUCUGAAGCAGUGUAAACUUAGAACUGAGCUAUGUUUUCUGCGCAGGUCUUCCAGACAAAGUUUCAAAUCCAUUAAUUUUUAAAUGGUCAUGUUUUGUGUUUUUCAGCUGGACCAGAGCUAUAUCUCUCCUCUUUGUUCAUUGUGCCAUUGGUAGCAUAUUCUUAAAGCCAAGUGUGCAAGCUUUAGUAGGUUAGCUUUUGCUCUGCUUUUGUUUAAGGUGCUAAGGGGGAGCCUUUGGAAUUAGCUUGUACUAUAUUAUGCAUUGAAUGAGCCAGAGGUAUAGUUUGAUCUAGCUCUUUAGUUUCGACUGCAGGCAGGGAGACAAAAGAACACAACAUGACACUCAAAAAAAUUGGACCAGUCUUCAUUCCGGUUUACAGUUACUGUGGAAUGCAGCUAAGUUGAUUGCGACAAAUUUUAAUUACUUUAAAACAUUUAAUUAAAGACAAAGCACUUAAAUAAUAAUUGGUGCAGACAAAACCAGGAUGCAAUGAGAAUUUGAGGUUUAACUUGCUAAGUUGAAAAUAUAAUAAAUACCCAUAAUAGAUUUAUCUUGAACCCUUGUCUGGGACCUGCAGUCAUUUUUGUUUGUACUAUUAGCAAACAUGUCCGAUUUAUAAUCAGUAAACUAAUUAUUGGUAGUAUUGUUUGUAGUAGAUUUAAUGAGUAGCUUUUUGUAAAGUGUGAAUAAAAGGUGUUUGCUCAUGUUUUCCUUGCUUUACCAUUUUAUUAAUGUACAUCAUGAAACCCCAAUCUAAAGUAAAUUAGGCAAAAAGUGACCUAUCAGUAUUGAUCUCAUUGUUUCAGCUUUGUGGUCACUUGGGAUUGGUAUAUAUAGUACACAAUUAUAAGGGGAUAUUACUUCACAGACCAAAUCCAAAUGCUAUUGUAUUCUUCAUUUCUGUGAUUAAAAUGUGUAUUAUUUAAUUGCUGUACUGAAAUUAAAUUUUGUCUUUGGUAGGAUAUUUGUAGGAAUUUUUACAUGCAGUAAUUUUUGCAUAAUCCUACAAAGGUAGAAAUAUUUGAUUUUUACAUAAUGCAAAAAAAGUGUACAUUUUAUGUAAGAUUAAGAUGCCCCCUUUUUACAUCUCUUCAGGAAAUCAAUAAACCUGUUUUAUUUUCUGUGUACAUGCACUCCCCCGUACAUAGUCUAUUCCAAUGAGUCCUUGAUGGUAUCUUGUAGGCUACAUGAAUCUGAACCCUCUCCACAUUUCACUAGUGAUUACAACUCAGGAUAGAAGGACAUUUUCAGUUCUGUGCUAAACCUAUUUCUACAGAUUUCAUUUUAUAAUGCACUGCAGCCACUCUCUUGUUUACCAUUCUUCAUGGGUGCACUGAUCAAACCAGCAAUGACAUCUGCACUAAGUAAUUUUUUAAAAAAUUACGGCUACCUAGGCAGCUCUAAAGUUAAAUUUGGGAUGGUAAACGAGAGCUUUUUAAAUGUUAUGUGAACUUUUUGGCUUGAAUAGCAGUUGAUAGCACGAUGUAUUUCCCAUAAACAGGGUCUGCUUGUUCCCGUGCACAGGUGUAUUUUUCCUACUCACAGCUUGGACAAUAAAUUGUAUAUCUAUUUCGA